Molecule: messenger RNA, 885 nt
Organism: Orcinus orca (killer whale)
Lineage: Eukaryota; Metazoa; Chordata; Mammalia; Artiodactyla; Delphinidae
Product: translation initiation factor IF-2-like
Exons: 2
Coding region: 1-885 (294 amino acids)
Source: RefSeq, a predicted model, not a curated record
AUGCCUUUCUCCCUCCAGGAGAUGCUCUCCUCCGCUCCCCACCCCACUCCCCUCCGCCAAGAGCCCAAAGCUCCUUGUUUUUCUGAGCCUGCGUGCGGCUCCAGACCCCCGGGGUCCGAUCCCCGCCUGGGCUUGGGGACGGACCGCGCAGAGCGAGGUGGCAGCAGGCAGGGCGUGCGGCCAGGUACACCCCUCCUCCCGCCGGCCCUCUCCCCACCCUCCGCGGCGCCGCCUCCCCCGCCGCCUGCCGGCGCUGGCCCAGAGCCGCCCAGGCAGCCAGCGAGCGAGCGGAGCGCUCUGGGAUGGGACUCGGAGGAAGCGGCGAAAGAGGAGACAGCGGCAGCACCUCGGGCUUCUUCCUCGGCUCCCACGAGCGAUUCCCGAGGAGAGCCGUGGCUCUCGGAGCGGCGAGGAGGCCAGCGACGAAGAGCCGGGAGUCUGCGCCCCUGUCUCGCUUCCCAGGCGCCGGCGGUGGCUGCAGGUGAGCGGGGCGCGCUCUCCCCGGGGCCCUGCCUGGCCCCGCAGCCCCGAGGCGCAGACAGACAGACGGACAGACAGAGCUUGGGCACCCACGCACGCGGGCGCGCCCAAAGGCCCGCGCCCCGGCCCGUGUGCCCCCGCGCGGUCCCUCCCGUCGGACGCCCCCUCCCGCCCUGGGCCCCUGGCUCCCGACCCCUCGGGGCAGAGGGCGAGAGGGAGGGCGGCGCUGCGGGACCCCCCGGCCGGGGCCAGUUGGGCCGCCCUGGCCGGGCGAGCUCCGCGAGCUCCCUGAGCCCGGCGCAGCGCGUGGCAGCCAUCCCGCAGCGCCCCGUGGGGGCGCUGUGCCCCGCCGCGGGGCCGCCCAGACCUGGCCUCCACCGACCCCGGGAAAGGGAGACUUGUUGA